Phyllostomus discolor (pale spear-nosed bat) is the source of this 1561-nucleotide messenger RNA. It is a transcript of the gene GAMT, whose product is annotated as guanidinoacetate N-methyltransferase. Bases 118 to 1020 code for a protein of 300 amino acids. Gene Ontology annotation, cellular component: cytoplasm; nucleus. NCBI's taxonomy places the organism in Eukaryota, Metazoa, Chordata, Mammalia, Chiroptera, Phyllostomidae. Gene Ontology annotation, molecular function: guanidinoacetate N-methyltransferase activity. The transcript has 5 exons. The record is from RefSeq and is a predicted model, not a curated record. Gene Ontology annotation, biological process: creatine biosynthetic process.
CUCCUGCCCUCGGCAACGCCCCUGCCUGUCCAGGCCACACACCCCGGCCCAGAAGGCCCUGCCAGAACCAACCCUUCUCAUCAGGAGCCAAGUCUGCAGUGGCAGUCAGCCUGCACGAUGAGUGCCCCCGCCGCGACCCCCAUCUUCGUGCCUGGUGAGAACUGCAGGCCUGCGUGGCUGGAGGCACCCGCGUCCUAUGACGCGUCAGACACGCAACUGCAGAUCCUGGGCAAGCCCGUGAUGGAGCGCUGGGAGACACCCUACAUGCAUGCGCUGGCGGCGGCCGCCACCUCCAGAGGGGGUCGGGUCCUGGAGGUGGGCUUCGGCAUGGCCAUUGCAGCCACCAAGGUGCAGGAAGCCACCAUCGAUGAGCACUGGAUCAUUGAAUGCAAUGACGGCGUCUUCCAGCGGCUCCAGGACUGGGCUCAGCAGCAGCCACAUAAGGUGGUUCCUUUGAAAGGCCUGUGGGAAGAGGUGGCACCCACUCUGCCAGAUGGUCACUUUGAUGGGAUCCUGUACGACACUUACCCGCUGUCUGAGGAAACCUGGCACACGCACCAGUUCAACUUCAUCAGAGUAGGACCUCGCAGGGGUGGGGUCUGCAGCCCCCUGCAAGGGGGGUCAGCUGGGUGGAGGCAUCUACCAUCCACAUACAGGGUAUCCCUCUUCCCACUUCAUUCUUGGAUCUUCCUGACCUCCAACCCUCUCCUAGGCCCACGCUUUUCGCCUGCUGAAGACGGGGGGCAUCCUCACCUACUGCAACCUUACCUCCUGGGGGGAGCUGAUGAAGUCCAAGUACUCCAACAUCACUACCAUGUUCGAGGAGACGCAGGUGCCAGCGCUGCUGAAGGCAGGCUUCCGGAAGGAAAACAUCCAUACGCAGGUGAUGGAGCUGGUCCCACCUGCCAACUGCCGCUACUAUGCCUUCCCACAGAUGAUCACACCCCUGGUCACCAAGCACUAAGUCUGGUGGCCCCAGGCUGUCACCUAUGGCCCCCCCACCCCCCAGUGCCUUUGUGACCAGGAGCUCAGGCUCCAGCCUUACGGCCCAGGUUCUAACUGAAGCAGCACCAGCUGUGUGACCCUGGCCACCUUCCCUAACCUCUGCAAGGGGACUAACACCAGCCUCUUUCCAGGGUCAGGGGGAUAAAAUAAAUGCUGACACUGGGCUGGCCAAUCAGCAGCCUGAUGUGCAAGUACACUCUCACUCACUCCUCUUGUCCCUCCAGAAAAAGAAAUCUGUUAAAUGAACCUUCAGGGAGUCAGUGGGCAAGCUCUCGGCUCCACUGUGUAGCCUAUGAACCCCAUCCUGUCCAUGGGAGACAUCACCAAUCAGUCAUCUAUGGCUCUUUCCCCUAGCCAGCCAGGACAGCUGCCCCUCCUUCCCUGUGGCUGGCAGCUGGGGUCCAGGGGCAUACAGAACUAGGUCAGGACUGCAGGGAAUACAGCAGCUCCAGGCCCAGGUCCUUGGGCUACUGAGAAGGGUCUCUGGUCCCACCUAGUCAGAGUGAACCACAAAAUAAAGCAAAACCUUUACAUCUGGACUCUCACAGGAUCCUCA